GCUACUCGAAAGGACAUCUGUUGAAUGGAUUUCUGUAAUACGCGCAGUAUAUGAUUGCUUUUUGAUUCUGCAAUGUAGGCUACGCCGCGUACCACACGCAUGUUGACGUGUCUUGUUGUCAACAAGCUAGCAUUGCAAAUUUCGUCCGCGCGACGCCUUCCAAAUGAUCAACAACGACAUACCACGGUCCAUCUACUCGAAAGCGGUUAAUAAUAGCCUAAUAAUCACAAUAAUAAGAGCUAAUAAUAAUAAUGAUAAUAGGCCUAAUGCGCUAAUUCAGCUGUGCAGCGUUUAUUUUGCCUAUCGAUUCCUCCCGCACUUAGACUCUUUAACUUUUUAAUACCACCUCGUUUCCUUGGAGCGCAAGCUCCGAGCCUGCUAGGACUUCGCCGUGAUCUCCGCCAGAAGCAGGCUUUCAGCGGCGAUGGACACAGUAGUGACCGAUACGCGUCAGCUGAUAGCCAGUCAGCAGCCGUAUUUAGGCCAUUCAGAUCAGAACUCUGUGUUAUUUUGUGCCAUUUACGCGUAAGGAGCUUAUCUAAUGCCAGAUGCAACAUGCAGCCUUUCGACAACAAAGUCUGAAUCUCGGUGUAUACUGCUGAGAUAGAAAUCAGAAAGGGGGGGAGAAAAGUCACACGCGUAAUAAUAGCUAUAGCCUAGAGGACUGCACAGCUACCGCUUUCUUUCUUUUUUUGACAAGUUCCACAUGACACGAGGUUGCGAUACAUCAAGACCAGGGGGAAGCAGAGUUCUUAUGAGUUGAAGCGGAAGGUUAGAGGCAAGACUUCUGUUGUGGUGGUGGGAGCGCAGCGGCGGGGUUCGAGAGAAGGACCCCCUCUCCUCUCUCUCUCUCUCUUUCGCGUUUCGGUUUGCCGAUGUGCACUGCCGCUGCGCGGACUUGAUGGCGAAGAUCAGGGUAUCGUACGAGUACUCGGAGGCGGAGGACAAAAGCAUCAGACUCGGUCUGUUCCUGAUCGUUUGCGGCAUCCUGUCGCUGUUCAUCCUCUGCUUCUGCUGGCUCAACCCCACCCUGCAGAACAUGCAGAGCAAGCCGGCGAACUGCACCGUGAUCUCCGUACGACGCGUGGAGGAGAUGUUCGAGUGCGUCUUCACCUGCGGGACGGAUUGCAAGGGCACGUCGCUGUACCCCUGCCUGCAAGUGUUCGUCAACAACUCGGAGUCGAACUCCAUCGCUCUCCUGCACUACAACGAACAGCAACUGGUGCUGAACCCCAAGUGCUCCUACGUGCCCCCCUGCGAGAGGGACAACCAGAAGAACAGGGACAGCGUGCUCCAGUGGCAGGACUACUGGUCCGGGGAGGGAAGCUCUCAGGCCUUCACCUGCUUCUUCAACCAGCAGCGCAGGCCGGAGGACGUGCUGUAUAAGGCGUCGGACCACGAGCGCGUGCUGCUGCAUUGCAUCCUGUGGCCAAUCGUGAGCCUGCUGGUGGGCACGCUCAUUGUGCUCCUCACCAUCUGCGCGCGCAGCCUGGCGGUACGAGCCGAGGCCCUGCAGAAGAGGAAGUUCUCCUAGAGGCCUGCAGGGGGCGCCCGCACACCUCCCUCCACCCCAGGGGGGCCCACCCGCUGCAGAGACGGACAAGGGCGAAUGGUAUGCCCACCACCCCCCCCUCCCUCCCUCAACCCACCAAAACUGUUCACCCUCCUCCCUGCCGCCCAACCGCCUACCGCCUGGUCCAAAGGGGCCGUGGCACGGCGUCCCGGCGCCCACGUCUGGUGGCGCGGGAUG
Molecule: messenger RNA, 1750 nt
Organism: Conger conger (European conger)
Lineage: Eukaryota; Metazoa; Chordata; Actinopteri; Anguilliformes; Congridae
Product: calcium-activated potassium channel subunit beta-4-like
Exons: 3
Coding region: 902-1534 (210 amino acids)
Biological process (GO): detection of calcium ion; potassium ion transport
Cellular component (GO): membrane; voltage-gated potassium channel complex
Molecular function (GO): potassium channel regulator activity; calcium-activated potassium channel activity
Source: RefSeq, a predicted model, not a curated record